UGACGUCACCAGAGCCAGAUUUGUGAAGAAUAAGCAGACAGGAGAACAAGCCCGAGGUGCGGCACUUUAUAUCGCGUCGUCCUUUCAUAGAGAGAGAACAGAUAAUCUGUUCAAUAUUUUAGAGACCCAAUGCCUGGUCCCACCCAAGCACUGUCCCCAAAUGGAGAGAAUAACAACGACAUCAUCCCAACGGACGGAUCCAACUGCAUUCCUUACAGAAAAAAUACAGUGCGAGGAGAGCGCGCCUACAGUUGGGGGAUGGCGGUCAACGUAUAUUCUACCUCAAUAACCCAGGAGACUAUGAGCAGGCAUGACAUCACUGCCUGGGUUAACGAUCUUCUCGGUCUGAACUACACUAAAGUGGAGCAGCUCUCCUCAGGAGCGGCCUACUGCCAGUUCAUGGAUUUGCUCUUCCCUGGCUGCGUCAGUCUUAAGAAGGUUAAGUUCCAGGCUAAAUUCGAGCAUGAGUACAUUCACAACUUCAAGCUGCUGCAGGCCUCCUUCAAGAGAAUGAAUGUGGACAAGAUUAUUCCUGUGGAAAAGCUGGUGAAAGCUAGAUUUCAGGACAACCUUGACUUCAUCCAGUGGUUCAAGAGGUUCUUUGACGCCAACUACGACGGUAAAGAUUACGACCCACUUCAGGCCAGACAGGGUCAGGAUGCCAUCCCCCCACCUGACCCCGGUGAGCAGAUCUUCAACCUGCCUAAGAAGUCUCAACACCACGCAGCCAGCUCCCCCACUGCAGGAGCCACCAGGGCGAGCGCAACAACCCCGAAACAAAACCCUUGCAGCCCCCAUCCGUCCUCCAGACCCUCUUCAGCCAAAAGAAUCCCAGUUGCAACGACAACUCUGGCCAAAGGAGAGCGGGAACUGGAAGCACAGGUCACAUUGCUUAAUGACCAGGUGAACACAUUAAAACUUGCACUGGAGGGGGUGGAGAAGGAGAGGGAUUUUUACUUUGGAAAGCUGCGGGAGGUGGAAGUGCUGGCACAGGAGCAGGGUCAGGAGAGCGCACAGUUCGUGGAGAGGCUAAUGGAGAUCCUGUACUCUGCAGACGAACAGGAAGGUGCAGGAGAGGGGGAGGGAGAGGAUGUGGACCCAGGGGUCCAUGAAGAGGAGGUUCCUGAUGAUCAGCAGGAUGAGUACUGACUGCCAUCCCUCCCUGUCCCCACCACCAUGCCCUUUUGCUUUGUGAGAACUUUGUUACAGGUUAGAUAUUUUUGUUUCUUUUAUAUUUAAUUUUUUCCCUCAUGGUUUAUUUCUUUUUGGUUUUCCUGAAGACUGAGCACAUGAAGCAACCUCAUGAAAAGGAGCACGACCCUUUUUUUUUUUUUUUGAUAUCCCUCCGCUGUUCUGCAUUCUGUGUGUUUUGUUGACUGUCGGUGAAAUGCUGUGGGCAGGUUGCUGUUAUUACAUACCGCCACAUGCAGAAAAGCUCAGACCAUCACAGAAUUUUCCAAGGGCAGUGAAAAAGGGUGAAAAUAUAAGUCAUUCAAAAUUCUCGAUUUUAUUAAAUGGUAGUAUGGAGUAGACAGAUAUUGUUUUUAUCUGACGUGUUACGUAUGUUGCCAGCCUCGGUCGGUCCCAUGAUCCAUCCAUUAUGUACGUUGUUUCAAAGUUAAUGUUUAUUUUAAAACUUGUACAUAUCAACCAUAUUAAUCAUGAGAAUGCAAUAAGCAAAAGCCCUGAAGGGCCGGUAGUAGCUCCUAUUUAACCUUCCUCCAUAUGUUGCACUGACAUUUUACUCUGGAAUGGACAAUCUGUCCAUAGAUUCUCACAAUUCACACAAUUACAAAUUAAUUGCAAAAACAAUAUUUAUUAAAAGCUAAGAAGACUUGAUAUUGCCUCUACGCGAAGGGAGGCAGUACAGUCCAUGAGAAUCAUGAAUGAAAAGUAGUAGUUAGUAAGUUAGUUAGACCAAUUAUGACUAGUAUGUGACUAUCUUCAGAAAUUCAAAGAAUUUUGAUAAUCAGUGUGUACUCAAAAAUGCCUUAUUUGGUGCUACAGUGACAGAAACAAGGUUGAUUCAUCAGUAUGGCUUCAUCAUAAGAGAAGGGAGAACAUUUUAGUGUAGACUAGUAUGAUCACAAUAAAACAUUUUUUUAACUUCAAGAGCAACUAGCCACCGUCGUAUUCUAUGGAAGUCGGGUAUAUUUCAGAUGUUUUCAUAUGAUUUUUGAACCACAGGUCUUAGGGAAAGUUGUGAGUCAGUUCACUGAGUAAUUUGACAUACUAUAUUCCAAGUACGUAUAUUGUAUACCCUUUCUUAAUGUUGCAUUUAUUCUUAUUGAACUCGGCAGUGCACCAUAAUGCUUUAGUCGUAUAUUGUGUAAAUGAAAAGGAAUGUAAACAUGUACUGUCAAUAAUUAUAAAUAGAUCAUGUUUUUUCUUCUGAUGUCCCACUCAUUAUGCAUUCCCCAAAAUGUGUUGCAUGUUUGCAUUUUAUUUGUGAAUAACUUGACCUGCUUUUUACAUAUUUAAUAAAAAAACAACUAUGUUAAGUGAGCUGUGUUUUGUAUGUUGAACUUGCUAUUUAAAACUGUUGAGAUUUGGAUGGAUUUGCUGUAAUAAAACCUUUCACCUUUUCAGUCAAA
Coregonus clupeaformis (lake whitefish) is the source of this 2594-nucleotide messenger RNA. RefSeq names its product microtubule-associated protein, RP/EB family, member 2 (gene mapre2). The record is from RefSeq and is a predicted model, not a curated record. Bases 130 to 1149 code for a protein of 339 amino acids. Gene Ontology annotation, biological process: regulation of microtubule polymerization or depolymerization; protein localization to microtubule plus-end; spindle assembly. Gene Ontology annotation, molecular function: microtubule plus-end binding. Gene Ontology annotation, cellular component: cytoplasmic microtubule; microtubule plus-end; microtubule organizing center. The transcript has 7 exons. NCBI's taxonomy places the organism in Eukaryota, Metazoa, Chordata, Actinopteri, Salmoniformes, Salmonidae.